GAUACUAGACCUUCAGGUAACAUGUUGACUGUCCAUAAAAUGCAUUUUAGCAUCUUCCUCCUGCUGUGGGGAUGGAUUUUAUCCACUGAAUGCAGAACCCACCGACAAGGAAAAGAAAUACAUGAGGUAUACAAAAAAGGCAGCCGGCCGCAGCGGCAGCGACGGGAAGCCCACGGCGAGGCGCACAAGCAGGGCAGCCCAAUCUUAAAACGAAGCCCUGACAUCACCAAAUCUCCCCUGACGAAGUCAGAGCAGCUGCUGCGAAUAGAUGACCAUGACUUCAGCAUGAGACCAGGUUUUGGAGGCCCUGCAAUUCCUGUUGGGGUGGAUGUCCAAGUUGAAAGUCUGGACAGCAUUUCUGAAGUGGACAUGGACUUCACCAUGACUCUUUACCUGAGGCACUACUGGAAAGACGAGAGGCUGUCCUUCCCCAGCACCAACAACCAGAGCAUGACCUUUGAUGGCAGACUGGUGAAGAAGAUCUGGGUCCCCGACAUGUUCUUCGUGCACUCCAAGCGUUCCUUCAUCCAUGACACCACCACAGACAAUGUCAUGCUGCGGGUCCAGCCAGAUGGGAAGGUACUUUAUAGCCUCAGAGUUACAGUAACAGCAAUGUGCAACAUGGAUUUUAGUCGCUUUCCCCUGGACACGCAGACAUGUUCCCUGGAGAUUGAAAGCUAUGCCUACACUGAAGAUGACCUUAUGCUCUACUGGAAGAAUGGGAAUGAUUCCCUAAAAACAGAUGAGAGGAUAUCACUGUCCCAGUUCCUGAUUCAGGAGUUUCACACCACCACAAAGCUUGCCUUUUACAGCAGCACAGGGUGGUACAAUCGCCUCUAUAUAAACUUCACGUUACGCCGACACAUCUUCUUCUUCCUGCUCCAGACCUACUUCCCUGCCACUCUCAUGGUCAUGUUGUCCUGGGUGUCCUUCUGGAUCGACCGCCGAGCGGUUCCUGCCAGAGUCCCGUUAGGCAUAACCACCGUGCUGACCAUGUCCACGAUCAUCACUGGGGUGAAUGCCUCCAUGCCUCGUGUUUCCUACAUCAAAGCCGUGGACAUUUACCUGUGGGUCAGUUUUGUGUUUGUCUUCCUCUCGGUGCUGGAGUACGCGGCUGUGAAUUACCUGACAACGGUGCAAGAGCGGAAGGAGAGGAAACUGCGGGACAAGCCUGCCUGUGCCUGCAGCCUGCCGCAGCCCCGGGCCAUGAUGGUGGACGGCAGCUACAACGACGGGGACGUGAACGAGCUGGGGCACUUCAUGUCCGAGGACGGGGACAAGCAGGAGCGGAUGAUGGUGCAGCUGGCGCUGGGCUCGGAGAGGGGCUCGGCCAGGAGGAAAAACCAGAGAUACGUCAGCAUGCGCAUCGACACCCAUGCCAUCGACAAGUACUCCAGGAUCAUAUUCCCUGGGGCAUACAUUCUCUUUAAUUUGAUAUACUGGUCCAUUUUUUCAUAAAGAUUCGUAACUUUAGUCACAGAACAUUGUGACAUGAAAUGAAAGUACAAUCUCAUAGGCUAAGAGAAAGAAAAUAGGGAAUAGUUUUAUUUGGAAGGAAGAUUGAAUUUUUCCAAAUUUUUUUUUUAUUAGAGGUAAUUCACAUGUGGCAUAAAUAAUUGUGGAAGUUUCACAUGUCAGCAAAAUAUAGGAUACACAAUCUCAAAUUUUGUACUUAUUUAAAGAUGUGCUAUGUUCCUUCUUGUGCCUCACAGGCCACUGUAAACUAAUUUAACAAGUGACUAUAAUUGCCAGUUGCUUAUAUAUGGUGCAUCCUCCAUUUUGUGCCCCUGAAAUCCUAAUUCUCUGAGUACCUGAGUGCAUGCAUCUCUCAGCUCAGCACACUGACUACAUUCAAUACCAAUAAAUACAAGAAUAUGCAAAUACUUGCAUGUUUGCAGGAUGAGGUAAUUACAAACACAAAAUAUCCAGUACUGGGAAACACUUUGGCAAGGUUAUUAUUGAUGGCUACAACUUUCACAGCUUAAUGCAUGACUCAAUAGCAGUACUGCACUGACAGGUCCACAUAGCAAUACUUUCAGACUUGUGCUUUGUCUUAAUAGUAUUUAAAACAUGGAAAUAUUUCCAAACUGUCUUGACUAAGAGUUUUAAAAUACGAAUUGCAAUGUACAUUUAACAAGGAAUGAACAAAAGCCAGACUUCCUGUAAUACUUAACCAAAUCCUCUGGGAAACACAGGAGCUCUCCUUGGAUCUGCUUAUUUGGGUCACUGGUAGCUUUGCUCUUGAGAUUCCUGGGAAUGGGUUUCUCUGCAAAAUGAUCCAGUGAAGACAAUGUUAUCUAUGAAAAAACCCCAAACUACUUCAGGAGAAACCUCUUUCCUCUGAUAUAGUCUGGGUAUUGCCAGCCUGUAUAAGCCUGAAAACCUGUUGCAGCCUGCAAUGCCAGCAGUAGUUGUAAUUCACUUUCAGGAAAAUCCAGGUUCACCUGUUUGUAGUAAAAGCAUAACAGAAAGGUGCUCAACAGCUGACAAAGCAGUAGUAAGGACUUUACAAGAGAUACCAUGCCAAAACGUUUGGAAUAAAGUAAAAAAACAGCUUCCACCAUAAGACAGCAGCUCCACUGCAGACACAGGUACAAAUGACAGAAUCUGCUUUCAUGCUGCAUGGCCCCCAGCAUCCUGCAGCCCACCAUGCCCUCAGAGAAGGCUCAGCACUUUCCAGGGCAGAGCAAGGGAACACAGCUGCAGCUGGGGGCAGCUGGCACUGACUUAAGUCCCAACUCUCCAACACAGUGUCUGCAGAGCAGCCUGUCAGUGUGAAUAUACUCCAUAUGGAAAAGGCAGAAUCUGUAAUACAGAAGUGAUAAAAUAGUUCAGAAAAACAAGAAUCAGUUGAAUGGAAUCAGGGGCCUUUACAACACCAGCAGCACCAAAGGUGUCUCAGAAUUGUGAUAAUUCAGUUUUUCUGCUGCUACAUGAUAUACACCUGUGUUCACAAAGCUACCUGAGGGUUUGCAUUCACAGGACUCCAAACACCACAUGCUUUUGCACAAAAUUGCAGAAUUCAUUACUGCCCGCACAGCAGAUACUCUCGUGUUUUACAGGCAGAGCUGCUCUGAGCAUCAGACCAAAGCAGUUGUGACUCCAAAAGGAGAGUGAAUCUUCUUACAUGACACCUGCCCUGUCCUGCCUGUUCUGUCACUCUACCAUCAGGUGUGUGACACAGUCAUUGCAGUUGUUUGAACACUGCUGGUUGUUGUUUUUAUUUCUUAUGUAAAUAAAUGUUACAUAAACCUACUCAGCAUUUCUUACAACUGCUAAAAUUGUGACCUGAAAAACUCCCUACACUCAUCUCACACAGCCUGCACUCCAUAGGUAAGGCAGUAAAAUCACAAAAGCUAAACAUCAUCAAAAACCACACUAUAAGAUAG
This is a messenger RNA of Zonotrichia leucophrys gambelii, 3389 nucleotides long. RefSeq names its product gamma-aminobutyric acid type A receptor subunit rho1 (gene GABRR1). Gene Ontology annotation, molecular function: neurotransmitter receptor activity; chloride channel activity; extracellular ligand-gated monoatomic ion channel activity. NCBI's taxonomy places the organism in Eukaryota, Metazoa, Chordata, Aves, Passeriformes, Passerellidae. The transcript has 10 exons. Gene Ontology annotation, biological process: chloride transmembrane transport; nervous system process; regulation of membrane potential. The record is from RefSeq and is a predicted model, not a curated record. The coding region runs from base 22 to 1458 and encodes 478 amino acids. Gene Ontology annotation, cellular component: synapse; GABA-A receptor complex; neuron projection.